AUGCUAUUAAUCAGUUCGAUGUCAAUUUGUAUAAUAUAUAAACCACCUUACUCUUGUACCCUCUACUACAAAAAUUUAUCUUUCAGAUAUGAUGACUUCAACAUUUAUCCCCGACAUAAAAAACUAACUGACGAAGAGGCACGUAAAGCAGCUGCACAAUUACAAGAAAUACUUAGUCUUCUACCGAAAGGAAAAACAGAGUACACGGCUACGAAAACCGUUGCAUUAGACGUGACAUCACCGGGUCAAGUAAAUCCAGAAAAUGUGAAUAUUAAUAGUUAUGGUGCAACAAAUGACUUGGGACCUUUAGAAUCACUAUCACAUACUGAAUCUAUUACUGCUGCAUAUGGAGCACCUAACAAUAAUCAAUGGCAAAGUAAUCCAUCAGAUAUUUAUAGGCAAAUGGCAAAGAAACAAACACCUGAAGAAAUUUAUUUGCAAAACCACCCAAAUGAGGGUUACGAUUACAAACCGACAGCGCCACCAGCCGAAACUAAUGAUUAUAAAUAUGAUAAUUAUCAUGCUAACACUAAAAAUGCAUUGCAAGACCUAACGCCCAUAAUAGCUGCAUUAGAAGUAGCGAAGAAAACUGGUGGACCAAAUGUAAACACACAUUAUACAAUUGAGAAAAGUGUUGAACGUUUACCGGGCACAACAAGUGGACAGUUUAAGUACUUCUCUAAUCCCGUUGUGCAAACCUCAAAAUACACUUACUUUAAUCCAGCACAACAUAAUGGCGAUGUGAACUACCGUCCAGUAUAUAAUUCUGGACUGAAAGUGAGACGCCAUGUAGGGCAACCGACGAUGAAAAUCAGACGUAACGGUACCAUUUUAAAUUUAAGAGAUUUUGAAAUACAGAAUCCGUUGGAAUUUAAUCGCAUGUUAAAUGUGUGA
Molecule: messenger RNA, 894 nt
Organism: Teleopsis dalmanni
Lineage: Eukaryota; Metazoa; Arthropoda; Insecta; Diptera; Diopsidae
Exons: 2
Coding region: 1-894 (297 amino acids)
Source: RefSeq, a predicted model, not a curated record